AUGAGCGGGCAGAGCGCCGGAGCGACGAGCGCCCUGCCAAGCAGCACGCUCGCAGACUCGUUGGAGCAGCUUCGAGCCGCCGUGUUGGCAGCUGCGCAUGAAACCGCCCAGUGCGGCACCAGCGUCCCGUGGUACAGACCCACGUACGCGGUCGAGAACGGCUCCGACGUCGUCGCGUACACGUCGAUCUCCGCCAUGGACGCCUACGCGCACAAGUCGGCGGAAGAGCUGCGCUACGAAGACUACCUCCAGCGCAAAGACAUGAAGGCAGCACGAGCACAGGCCGCGAUCGUGCCCGCACCGCCCGCGGAGGAGCCAUCGAAAACGAGUCCGCCGGCCGAUAACUCGACCCGAGACCGCGUUUGA
Molecule: messenger RNA, 366 nt
Organism: Saprolegnia parasitica CBS 223.65
Lineage: Eukaryota; Oomycota; Saprolegniomycetes; Saprolegniales; Saprolegniaceae
Exons: 2
Coding region: 1-366 (121 amino acids)
Source: RefSeq, a predicted model, not a curated record